CUAUUAUUCUUACCCCUGUUCACCGUCGUUUUUCGCCGCCGAGUGGCUGGCCAAGUAUACAGUACACAUCAACCAAGCCAGCCUCAGCUAAGGGUCUAAGACAUACAUCUAUGGCUGAAAGUGCCUACUAUAUAAAUAGGCCUGCGUCGCGUUUUAACCGAGGAAUCCAGAGAUUCGGAAUCUCUGGUCUAGUCGUAUCUCUUCAUACUAACACCAUUGAUAGUACCAAAACUAAGCGAACCGGAUCAGACACGACACAUUAAGAUUUCUACCCGACGCUUUGACGGAAUCAUAACUUUCGCAUUUCCCCAUCUAAUUUGGAUUUUGGAAAGGCAUAAAAGAUGGACAUGUCGACAAGUACGAGCAUGUCUAUGUCCAUGGACAUGUCAUCUACGGCAACAGCCACAGCGACAGGUGCGGCGUCAACGUCAACGGGAUCAUCUAUGGAUAUGAGCGGGAUGUCGAUGGGAGGCGAUAGUUGCAAGAUAUCCGUAUGUUAUUGCUCCGGAUAAGAUUCAACGAAAGCAACAAUACUGAUGUGAGGAUAGAUGCUUUGGAACUGGAACACCAUCGACUCGUGUUUCCUAGCAUCGUCAUGGCACAUCACCAGUUCUGGCAUGUUUGCCGGCUCUUGUAUCGGCGUUAUACUGCUGACCAUGUCGUUGGAGUUCCUCCGCCGGACCGGGAAGGAAUAUGAUCGCUAUCUCGUUCGGAAACAUUCUUCUACCCCUGUUGCCGCCAUGCCGACCUCUUCGAGGGACAGCGAUAGCAAGGAUGCUAUAGCAAGCUCCGCACCUAUGAACUCGGGCGUAGGACAUUCAGGAGGGUUCAGACCAACGAUAUUUGAGCAAGCUAUUCGAGCGUUGCUGCACAUGGUUCAGUUCGCGGUGGCGUAUUUCAUCAUGUUAUUAGCCAUGUACUUCAACGGUUACAUCAUCAUCUGCAUCUUUAUCGGAGCUUACAUCGGGGCCUUUGUCUUCCAUUGGGAAUAUAUGGACGGAGGACGCAGUGCGACGAGCGCAAGUCAGGAGCCUACAGUGUGCUGUGCGUAGAUUCGUUCGUUCGGGUUAUUCGAGCUGUUGUCGUGGUACUGAGUAUCACGGCAUUGCCUUUGUUAUACAAAAUUUUGGAAGGAAAAAGAAAUGGCUGUGCUAUGUUGUGCAUUUGGGCAAGUAGAAAACUACGUUGAUCAUACGAAAAUUUAAUUAUGAAAGAAUUAAUAAUGAUAAGUGCGAGCACUUUGGUACAAUUAAGAAAAUCAGAUAAUGGAUGUAGAAACACAUCAUAUCAGAGCAGUUAGAUCAUGCUCAUGCCUACUGUAGCUUCCUAAGUAGGCUGACCUGAGUUCAUUGGAUAGACGAUGCCGAACUUACACCGGUUCAACUAUGGCAUAUAUAGAUUUAUUCGACAAAGUAUAGAUAUUAAUCAAAUGAUCACC
Messenger RNA from Annulohypoxylon truncatum, 1438 nucleotides. Its product is annotated as Ctr copper transporter. Gene Ontology annotation, cellular component: membrane. Gene Ontology annotation, molecular function: copper ion transmembrane transporter activity. The record is from RefSeq and is a predicted model, not a curated record. NCBI's taxonomy places the organism in Eukaryota, Fungi, Ascomycota, Sordariomycetes, Xylariales, Hypoxylaceae. The coding region runs from base 549 to 1052 and encodes 167 amino acids. The transcript has 3 exons. Gene Ontology annotation, biological process: copper ion transmembrane transport.